Cooperia oncophora is the source of this 444-nucleotide messenger RNA. The record is from the annotation of a GenBank genome assembly. NCBI's taxonomy places the organism in Eukaryota, Metazoa, Nematoda, Chromadorea, Rhabditida, Trichostrongylidae.
AUGUUGUAUCCGGAAAUAUUCAAGCAGUUUAAUAUAAUGCCUCCCAAAGGAGUUGUUUUCUAUGGACCACCAGGAACGGGAAAAACUUUGAUGGCUCGUGCACUGGCCAAUGAAUGCUCCAGAGGGGGCAAAAAGGUGGCGUUUUUCAUGAGGAAAGGUGCGGACUGUUUGAGCAAGUGGGUAGGUGAAGCUGAAAGGCAACUGCGGGUGCUCUUCGACCAAGCAUAUGCUAUGCGCCCCUCUAUAAUUUUCUUCGACGAAAUUGAUGGUCUUGCACCAGUUCGAUCAUCAAAACAAGACCAAAUCCACUCCAGCAUUGUAAGCACGCUGUUAGCUCUCAUGGAUGGAUUGGAUAAUCGCGCGAGAGACGCUUUCUUGCUGGACGUCACCACUCUCAUUUUGGAUUGGAAAUGGGCUUUUCGUCGGCCGCCAUGUCAACUUUGA